Molecule: messenger RNA, 741 nt
Organism: Penicillium soppii
Lineage: Eukaryota; Fungi; Ascomycota; Eurotiomycetes; Eurotiales; Aspergillaceae
Product: copper acquisition factor BIM1-like domain-containing protein
Exons: 3
Coding region: 1-741 (246 amino acids)
Source: RefSeq, a predicted model, not a curated record
AUGCCUCUCACACGAUCUAUAUCGCGAUGCGCCUCUAUUCUCCUCCUGCUAUGUCUGGGUCUGGCGCAGGCUCACACGGUCAUCACAUAUCCCGGCUACCGAGGAAACAAUCUCCGCACUAACGGCACAAUCGAGCAAGCUCGUGGUCUCGGUGUCGCAUACGAUGUGAAGAAUGGUUCUUACAUCUACCCCUACGGAAUGCAGUGGAUUUAUCCCUGUGGCGGUAUGCCCACUUCGACCAACCGAACCAAAUGGCCCAUCAACGGUGGUGCUCUUGCCUUCCAGCCGGGUUGGUUCCCGGGUCAUGACACUGCCUUGAUCUAUGUCAACCUUGGGUUCGGCGAGAACCCGCCAAAUAUGAGCCACUCUGUCGUCUCGCCGUUCCAGAUCAGUGGCCCAAGUAGCAACCCUUACCCCGGUACGGUGUGUCUGCCUCAAGUGCCCCUGCCGGCCAAUAUCAGCGUCAGCCCCGGCGAUUACGCUACCAUUCAGAUCAUUGAAACGGCGAAGCAUGGUGCUGCCCUGUACGACUGCGUGGACAUUGAAUUCGCAGAUGAUGGCGACUCGUCUAUCGCGGAGGUGACUCGCGAGAACUGCUUCAAUUCAUCUGACAUAUCUUUCCAGUACAUGUACACUACCAGUGCGAUCGGCUCUGGCGCUACGAUGGUGCAUGCCCCGAAAUUGUCGACUGCAACGCUCUUCCCGCUCUUGUUGGCGGUUGCAUUGGGCGUGUACUUGUAG